CGAAAAUGUUCUUCCAAUUCUGAUGUGAUUAUACGAAAACAACAACAACAACAAUCUAUGACAAAUGUAAACAAUUCAUUGAUAAUGGCUCCUGUGACAAAUAAUAUGAUGAAAUUAUCAUCAUCAUCAUCAACAACAGCGACAACAACAACAACUAAUACAGCUACACAAUUACAAAAUUCUUUACUAGAACAACAACAACAAUGUACGAUCAAUUCAACAAUGACCAUACGACGUUUAUUACAAUUAUAUGAAUUAGGUGAAUAUUGUGAAGCAGCAAAUAUUAUAUCAAGAUUGCCAUAUGUAACAUUUCGUUCGGUUGUACUUGAUCUUCCUGUUGAUGUAUUUGUUGAAGCAAUACCAUCAUCAUUACCAAUAUUGGAUGCAUUGUAUGCAAAAGUUUUCUUUUCUGGUCGUGAUCUAUUAGCAUUUGGUUUCAAAUUUUUACAUCCGGAAAAUGUUGUAUCAAAUAUGAUACGUAUGUUUGCAAUAUGUGAUGUUUAUUCACAUCCAACCAGUCAAGAAUCGAUCUCAAUUUGUAAAAAACUUUUAAAGGUUAUUCUUAUCGCCGAUCCUAGUCUACGUAAACAGCUGCUAAUCAAAAAAGCAUUGAUCGAUCGUGCUGUUGAAGGUAUGGGUCAUCAUGGUCUUGUUGGUACUUCAAAUGAUGCUUUGAUGAAUUUACAUGAAGCAUUACGUUUAGAAUUCGAAAGAGUUAUACAACAAUAUAAGGGUGCUAUUGCUAAAAUUGAUGAACUAUCAGCAACAAAUAAAAAUGGUAAAGAUGGUGGUCCAAUAACACGAUCAUUAUCACAAGGACCAGCACCAACAUUUAGUUCACAUCAACGUCUUUUAUCAUUAAAACAAGAAGAAAUUCAAGAUAGAUUGAAUAAAAAUCGAUCAUUAUUAUGUGCAUUAGAGCCUUGUUUUCGUACUAAUCAUUCAUUACAGAUAUUACUUGCUAUUCUACAGAAACGUAUCGAUUAUGAUAAAGAAACAUUAUUUCAAUUUGGACAAUUAAGUCGAGAAUAUUCAACAUCAUCAUCAUCAUCAUCAAAUGGUUCUUCUAAUGUUGUUGUCGGUUCUUCUUCUUCUACAUCAUCUUCUUCUUCAUCAUCAUCAUCGUCAUCAUCAUCAUUGUCGUCAAGUAAUAAUCAUAAUCAUAAUCAAAAUUCAACAAUGACAAACUUUCGUAAUAAUCAUCAUAAGUCUCGUACAUUACUUUCAAAUCAAUUUGAACGUGAUUCGGUUGUUGCACCAGUUUUAAUGCGAUUCUCUCAUGGCUGUAACCAGGUACUCAAUCUUCUUAAAGAAAUUCAACAUGAAAAUGGAACAAUUGAAAAUGUUGAAAAUGUUGUUGUUGUUGAACAACAACAACAACAACAUCGACAAAUAUCAAUGACAUCUCAAUGUCCAACAUCAUCAACAACAACAACAUUUACUUUGGCUACCGGUAAUAAUAAUAAUAAUAAUAAGGUUAAUAAUGAAAUUCAGCCAACAAAAAUGAAUACAAAAUCUUUAUCACCAUCAUCAUCAUCAUCAUCUUGUUGUUCAUCGACAUCAAUUCCAUGUACAGGCAACAACAACAAUAUAUUACACCAACAACAACAACAACAACAAAUGAUGAUUGAUUGUACAAAUGUCAAUGAUGAUACAACUGUUCUUCAUCAUCAUCAUCAUCAUCAACAACAACAAAAUUUUUCCAAUCAAUCAACAAUAUCAGCACCACCACCACCACCACCACCACAAGCACCAACAAUGAUGGUUGCAACGGAUGAUUCUUCCGAUAUUUCUGGUUAUCAUUCUGAUUCGGAUAUGUCACCAAUAAAUACUCAAUCACCAUUGGCUAGUAAUAAUAAUCGAUUAAAUAUCAAAAACAACAAUAAUAAUAAUAAUAAAAUUUCAACAACAACAAUGAUGAUGAUGACAACAGCAACGGAAAAUUCCUAUAUUUUACCUCAUUCAUCAAAAUCAAAAGCUGAACAACAACAACAACCAAGUGUUGCCAUAAUGACUGGCCAACCGGAUGGUACAACAUUAUUGGAUGGACAAAUAACAGUGAAUAGCGGUGGUGGUGGCGGUCAUCAAUUGUGUUCAUCAUCAAUGAUGAAUAAUAAUUGUUCAAAUUCAAUAUGUCGUAUUGAAAUUGAUGGAAAAACUAUGGCUACUGCUGAUAAUAAAAAUCCUAAUGAUACUCAAAAUCAUCAAAAUCAUAAAUUACAAAUAGAAUUGGAAUGUUCAAAAAUACGUAUACAAAAAUUAGAACAACAACAAAAAUUUUUAUUGGAAAAAAUUCAAAUACAAUCAAAACAAUUAUUAUCAUUAAGUAAUUAUGAAUCAAAACGAUUUGAAAAUUUAGAUCAAUCUAAUCAAACAAAUGGUUUGAUUCGUCAUUAUGAAUAUCUUUAUUCACAAGUACGUGUCGAUGUGAUAGAUGCCUUGGAUCAAUUUGAUGAAUUAAAAGAUUCAAGUGAGCUUAAAAUCAAAUUACUUUUCUCAAUCAUAGUGCUUGCUCAUCGAUCAACUGAACAAACAUUCAAAGAUUUACAUUUAAAUCUACGAAAAUUAUUAAAAUUAUCGGAAAUUACUGCCAAUACUAUUCAAAAUGAUCAUAAUGAUGAACAACAACAACAAGAAGAAUUGAAACAAAUUUAUUUUGAUCGAAUUGAAUCAUCGAUUAAUCAAUACCUACGUAUCACUAGUGCCUAUUUUGAUUUAGAGCCUAAUGUUCAAAAUGUUUGUCAACAAAUUUGGGAUACAUUAUUUGAUUAUCCGUGCCUGGAAAAAUGUACAGAAUUAAUUGAUUUUAUUCGUCAAUGUAUACAACUUUGUUGGUCAUUCAAUGUUCAACAAAUAAAUUUUCAAUUAGAUAUUGAAACCAAAUUAUUUCGUCAUGAUUGGCAUUCACGUACAAUCGAUUCUGAUUCUGAAUCCGAUUUGAUUAAAUGUUAUAUAUGGCCUACAUUAUUUCAGCAUGGAAUAUGUGUUCACAAAGGAAUUGUCAUCACUUGAUCACAUACUCUUUCUAUAUAUUAUUCACUAUACAUUUUAUUCAUCACAUCAAUUUUAU
Messenger RNA from Dermatophagoides pteronyssinus (European house dust mite), 3070 nucleotides. RefSeq lists its product as uncharacterized. Gene Ontology annotation, cellular component: mitochondrial outer membrane. NCBI's taxonomy places the organism in Eukaryota, Metazoa, Arthropoda, Arachnida, Sarcoptiformes, Pyroglyphidae. The record is from RefSeq and is a predicted model, not a curated record. Gene Ontology annotation, biological process: mitochondrial protein catabolic process; mitophagy by internal vacuole formation.